Molecule: messenger RNA, 942 nt
Organism: Oryza brachyantha (malo sina)
Lineage: Eukaryota; Viridiplantae; Streptophyta; Magnoliopsida; Poales; Poaceae
Product: dof zinc finger protein 3-like
Exons: 1
Biological process (GO): regulation of DNA-templated transcription
Molecular function (GO): DNA-binding transcription factor activity; DNA binding
Source: RefSeq, a predicted model, not a curated record
CACGACGACGAGGCGGCGAAAGCGGCGACGGAGCUGAUGAAGAAGAGCAACCCGAAGUGCCCGCGGUGCAGCUCCAUCCACACCAAGUUCUGCUACUACAACAACUACAGCAUGGCGCAGCCGCGCUACUUCUGCCGGGAGUGCCGCCGCUACUGGACCAAGGGUGGCUCCCUCCGCAACGUCCCCGUCGGCGGCGGCUGCCGCAAGAGCAAGCGCUCCUCGUCGUCCUCCUCCUCCUCGUCGGUGGCGGCUGCAGCACCGGAGGCGCCGGUGUCGCCGCCGCCCAGCAUGCAGGCGGUGCUGCCGCCGCUGUCGUCGGCGAUCAGCAAGCUCCUGCAGUCGGAGCCCAUGCCGGCGCCGUGCGCGGACUUCCCCAACGUGCUCCCGACGUUCGUGUCGACUGGGUUCGAGCUCCCCGGCGAGCACCUCUCCCUGGGCUCCUUCGGGCCGUUCGGCAACCUGCCGGCGGUGGCUCCUGGUGGGACGACGACGUCGUUCAUGGACAUGCUGAGAGGAGUGGGCUCAGCAGGAGGAGCGCUUUUCGAUGGAGGCAACGGCGGCGGCUACUACGCCGCUGGUGCGCCUGUCACCGCCGCCGGCAACGGGAUGCUGAUGCCGCCGCCGCUGCCGCCAUUUGGUAGCCUAUCUCUGAUGCAGCAUGAGAUGCAGGGCUUGUUCGCCGGUGGUAUCAACCACGCGAUGGGAGGAGGCGGCGAGGAAGGCGGCGUGAUGGGGCUAGGCCAGUGGCCGCCGUCGGAGCUCGGUGGCGCGGAGGAGCAGCAGCACGCCGGCAGUGGCGGUGCAACUGCAGCCACGAUGAUGAAGGACGGCUGCUACGGCUGGAACAGCGCCGCCGCGGCUGGAGGCGGCAACGGCGCUGGCGCUGCCGGUGGUGCAACUCCAUGGCAGGGCCUCAUCGACAGCAGCUCGGCCAUGAUGUAA